Messenger RNA from Exophiala dermatitidis NIH/UT8656, 1404 nucleotides. RefSeq lists its product as uncharacterized. The coding region runs from base 1 to 1404 and encodes 467 amino acids. Gene Ontology annotation, cellular component: cytoplasm. Gene Ontology annotation, biological process: small GTPase-mediated signal transduction; vesicle-mediated transport; protein transport. The transcript has 6 exons. NCBI's taxonomy places the organism in Eukaryota, Fungi, Ascomycota, Eurotiomycetes, Chaetothyriales, Herpotrichiellaceae. The record is from RefSeq and is a predicted model, not a curated record. Gene Ontology annotation, molecular function: Rab GDP-dissociation inhibitor activity.
AUGGAUGAGAUCGCCCCUGAAUACGAUGUCAUUGUCCUGGGCACAGGUUUGACGGAGUGUGUGCUUUCUGGUGUUCUUUCCGUCAAAGGAAAGAAAGUCCUUCACAUUGACCGGAAUGACCACUAUGGCGGUGAGGCCGCCUCCGUAAAUAUCGAGGCCCUAUUCAAGAGAUAUGGCAACUACAAGGAAGGCGAGGAACCGUGGAAGAAAUAUGGUCGUGUGAACGAUUGGAAUAUCGACCUGGUCCCGAAGUUCUUGAUGGCAAACGGAGAACUCACCAAUAUCCUCGUAUCCACCGACGUUACUCGAUACCUCGAAUUCAAACAGAUUGCCGGAAGCUUUGUACAACAAGGCUCCGGGCCUCGAGCCACGGUCGCCAAGGUCCCAUCCACUGCUGCCGAAGCUUUGAGCUCGCCAUUGAUGGGAUUGUUUGAGAAAAGGAGAGCAAAGAAAUUUUUGGAAUGGGUGGGAUCUUUCGACGAUAACAAUCCAUCAACACAUAAUGGAUUCAACCUGAACAAGUGCACAAUGAGAGAGGUCUACGACAAGUUCGGCCUUGAAGCGACAACCCGGGAUUUCAUCGGCCACGCCAUGGCCCUUUAUCCCACGGACGACUACAUCAACACACCGGGAAUGGCCAAGGAGACAGUUGAGCGGAUCCGACUGUACGUCAAUUCAAUGGCUCGCUACGGCAAAUCUCCGUACAUCUACCCCCUGUACGGACUCGGAGAACUGCCGCAAGGAUUUGCCCGUCUGUCUGCCAUCUAUGGUGGAACGUACAUGCUCAACACCUCGGUUGACGAGUUCUUGUACGACGGCGGCAAGAUCAGCGGCAUUAAAGCUACGAUGCGCGAGAGAGGCGAAGAAGGCGAGGGCAUGAAGUUCAGCACAAAGACCAAAAUGAUCCUGGGCGAUCCCUCGUACUUCCCCGGAAAGGUCCAAGUGGUGGGCCAUCUGCUCAAAGCCAUUUGCAUUCUCAACCACCCACUUGAAAAGACUGGUGAUGCAGACUCGCUCCAGUUGAUCAUCCCUCAAUCGCAAGUCGGCCGGAAACAUGACAUUUACAUUGCCAUGGUUUCGUCGGCUCACAAUGUCUGUCCCAAAGGAUACUACAUUGCAAUCGUGUCGACGAUUGCCGAGACUCCGGCGAACCAUCAUCUCGAACUCCAGCCUGGCCUGGAGAGGUUGGGUCGUAUUGAAGAGAAGUUUAUGGGUCCGCCUAUCCCGUUGUACCAGCCUCUGGAGAGUGGGGUCAACGACCGCGUUUUCAUUUCCAACAGCUUCGACGCGUCGAGUCACUUUGAGACGGUGACAGAGAAUGUGAGAGAUCUCUAUCGCCGAGCCAUGGGUGAAGAACUCAAGGUCGAGGGAUUAAGGGAGGGACAAACCCUCGCUGAAGAGUAA